AUGUCGAAUGAACCUUUACGUGCUUUAAUAAGGGACGAAAUUAAAAAUAUUGUAUCAUCAGAUAGUAAAAAAGGUCCAGUUAGAAGGAGAGGUUCUUCCAGAGAUGAGGAAACUUCAAUUAGAAAGUUUGGUUCUACGAGAGAUGAAAAAGCGGUGGAAUUAAUACGUAAUGAAGCACGUAAAGUUGCUAAGGAAGAAUUACUAAAAUAUUCUCAGGAUAAACUUAAUAGACGUGAUUUCGCUUUACAUUCAGGUGGUGCAAAAAUUAUCUCUAAAUAUACUAGUAAAACUUAUGAACAAUGGCCUAAUGAAUGGUAUAAAAAAACUCUCGCUUAUGUUACUGGUAAAGGUAUCACUCGUGGUAAACCUCCGGUAACAGCAAUUUCUCAUGAUACUAAUGUUGGUCAAUGUUGGCCACUUUCUGGUCAAGAGGGUCAAUUAGCUAUAUUUCUUGAUAGAAAAGUUUUUGUUACAGCUGUUACUUAUGAUCACAUUAGUAAAGACAUUGCUACAGAUGAUGUAUUAUCUGCACCAAAAGAUUUUGAAGUGUGGGGAAUCAUUGAUGAUGGGACUGUAAAAAUUGAUACUAAUGGCGAAUUACAUUUGGGUAGUUCCCCUCGUCAUUUAUAUUUGGGUAAAUUUACUUAUGAUAUUAAUGGUUUACCCAUACAAACUUUUGAAGUACCCGACCAUAUUUUAAAGUAUAACAAACCUAUAAGAGCUAUCAUCAUGAAGAUAAUUAGUAAUUGGGGUAAACCUGAAUAUACUUGUCUUUACCGUUUCAGAGUACAUGGUGAUCCUGCUUUACCUACUGUAUCUGCUUCUGAUCCUAAAAUAAAAUGA
This is a messenger RNA of Rhizophagus irregularis DAOM 181602=DAOM 197198, 843 nucleotides long. Lineage: Eukaryota; Fungi; Glomeromycota; Glomeromycetes; Glomerales; Glomeraceae. The record is from RefSeq and is a predicted model, not a curated record.